Aspergillus neoniger CBS 115656 is the source of this 618-nucleotide messenger RNA. RefSeq lists its product as uncharacterized. The transcript has 7 exons. NCBI's taxonomy places the organism in Eukaryota, Fungi, Ascomycota, Eurotiomycetes, Eurotiales, Aspergillaceae. Bases 1 to 618 code for a protein of 205 amino acids. The record is from RefSeq and is a predicted model, not a curated record.
AUGGGCAAUGAGUGGUUGAGUUGGUGGAAACGGAGACAAACCUGCGCUGGUUUGUACGGAGUACUGGAGAGGGAGAACGCCCCAGACCUGCCAGAGUGCCAGGUUGUAGCGGACCCAAAUGUUGACAAAGAAGAACCAACAAUCCCAGAUAGUAAAGAACGCGAGGAACUAGCCAAAAAGAGACAGACUGGUACAGGGUCAGGUAAGCAAGGAAUGGGCCGAGACAGAGCAGCAAACGAUGGCCGACUAACAAGUUUCGGAGACAGCGUAAUUUCGGCCAAGGCAGAUGCUGAGAAAUCUAUAAUUCGUUCUAUCGCCCUGCAGCAGCGGUAUCAGCGCCUCCAGGAGUUAUGCCAUCCCCUGAGAUGCAUCAGUUGGGUCUUUGCUUUUCCCACAUUGCGAUCGGAGACUUUCAACCAGCCACAGCGUCUACGAACGAUCUGUGUUGGUGGGGUGUCCUGGUCAGCGGCUCUUGGUCCUGACGGACUAUGUUACCAUACUUCGUACAGUUAUAACCCUUUCACUAAUCCGGGCCUUAUCUUAGACAUCGUUCGAUGUGUCUUCUUCUUAGGACUACUUCAUCCCAAGCAUAAAACCCUCGAUUUUGCUCAUGAUUAA